UAUAUAACGGGUUUGAACUUAUGCUGCACGAAUUUUAAACGCGGGAUAAAGUUUCUUUUGUUUAAAUCUUUUAAUAACAUUGAAUCUCACAUUGGAAAACCCUUUGAUUUGGGAGAGACACUUUAAUUGCAAGCGAAUCAACAAACGCUUGAAAUUUAAAGUGGUCUAGAUUAACAGAUAACAAAAUGGUUAAGAUUAAACUGGAGUUCGCUUCUAAAUGGUCCUUCUUGGUAACUCUUUUGAUGUUAUUUUCCUCGCCUAUCCAUAGCAUGACUCCGGAAGAAAAACAACAAGUUAAUGCUGGCCUUGAACUUGGAAAAGGGAUAGCGGAACUGCUUGAAAAGAAGGAAUUCACAACGUCUUUAACAAAGAUCGCAAAAGGUAUUGGUCCCUACCUUGGUGCAUUAGGUCCAUUUAUAGGGGUCGUCAUGGCGUUCAUUCCAUCAGAAUCUGAGGAGUUGGGUUUCAUGAAAGAUAUGAUGAAAACUAUCGACAAUCGAUUGGAUAGAGUUGAUAAUCGAUUUAACGACGUCGAGCGGUUGAUUCAGUGGAAUAUUGUUGCAAUCAAUUUCGGGCAACUAGAACAAAGGAUCAAUGCUGUGUCGCGAGAGUUUCAAUAUAUUUAUGCUGUUCCGCAGGUUGCUGUGAAAAACAGAAAGACAAUUUUUAUUGCGAAUUAUGAAGGUGAUUUUCAGAAUAGUGGCACAAAAUUGUAUCAAGCCAUCGUCCAAAAGCAAGAUACAUUUCAAGAAGAUCUUGGUACUUCCGUUUUGCGGUAUACCGAAAAUGACCGCAAGAAGACGCAGGUAUUUCUUCUCGGUGUAAUGCAACUUCUUUUUCAAGCUGUAAAAGUUGAAUUGGGCUAUCUUUUUGUUAACAAAUUUACCCACAAUGCAAAUUUUAUGAAGUCUGAUUGGGAAAAGAGAAUAAAAGAAGUGAAAGGGAAGUUCGAGCAAAUUGACUACCAGUGCACUAAUGUAAAUUAUCACCCCCAAUGCGGGAAAGAUAUUGACGCAUACGCUGCUACAAACAGUGGUCAGACAAAUGGCCAAUUUGCCACUGGACUCUUUCGUCUCCUUGGUGGCAAAUACUACUGGAGGGACUGGGUUGUUCUCGCCUAUGACCCCAUAUCUGGCGGUGCCAAUCAUUGGGUAGGGGUUGGUGGGGGACACAUCAAAUUUAGGAAAAAUGGAAGAAACAUUGUAGUGGCUAGUGUGGACAAGAGCCGGUCAGUCAUGAAUUUAGCAAGAGCUGAGAAGAAUAUGAAAGCAGUAGCCGAGAAAAAACGUGUUGGAAAUUGGUGGCAAGGAUACAGGAACGUCCUUAAAACUGCACAAGACAUUUUCAACUCCUUAGAUAGAAAAGGUGCCUCAUUUAUUUGUGUUGUAAGAAAUGGAAAGCAUGCGCAUUUACAUUUUCAUUCUAACAGAAUAAAAACCGUCCAAAGAACAUAUUUUUACCUCGCGAUGUGGGGUUAAAAGAUUUUAGAAUGAACACUCUAAUUUAUUGGUAUUGCCAAGCACUGAUCAAAUAAAUAUUUAGAAUUCAAA
Messenger RNA from Mytilus trossulus (common blue mussel), 1550 nucleotides. RefSeq lists its product as uncharacterized. The transcript has 2 exons. The record is from RefSeq and is a predicted model, not a curated record. Lineage: Eukaryota; Metazoa; Mollusca; Bivalvia; Mytilida; Mytilidae. The coding region runs from base 186 to 1478 and encodes 430 amino acids.